Aedes albopictus (Asian tiger mosquito) is the source of this 1568-nucleotide messenger RNA. RefSeq lists its product as uncharacterized. The transcript has a single exon. The record is from RefSeq and is a predicted model, not a curated record. Bases 362 to 1258 code for a protein of 298 amino acids. NCBI's taxonomy places the organism in Eukaryota, Metazoa, Arthropoda, Insecta, Diptera, Culicidae.
AGGGUAUGCGGUGCGCUGCCAUUCGAUAUGGCCACACUGCAUCUCGACGACGCCGACGACGCUGGCCGAUGGUGUGACAGAAAUUAUCCUUCAUUCGUGUUCGAACAUCAGGCAGUCGACAACCAUUAGUUUUCUUCAAAUAAAACAUUUGUCUAAAGUUGCAUUGCUUUUAUUUCACGCACCUUAUUGGUGACCCCGACGCUUGUAGGAACGACAUUCCCGAAGAGCGGGUAAGAAAAACACAUAAUUAAUACACUUUGGGCGCUAUUGGCUGUGUGUCGGAUUUUUAUUAUCGUUUCAUGACUGGCUCUCGACUGCUGCACAUCGCAAUUUUGCCAAGGCGCCCAUCGGCAUCAACAAGAUGGCGGAACAGAGUCUGAGAGACGAAAUCACCCGAUCGCAAGGCGAGCUGCAAGCGGCACGUACGGCCGCUACCAAUGUCAACGAGUUUGCAGCAGGCGGUUCUGCCGCUGUAAACAACACAACUGCCAGUGCUGCCAGUGGUGCGAUAAACAAAAUCGGCAUCAAAAUCGGACCUUUUUGGAAACGCGAUCCAACGCUGUGGUUUGCGCAACUCGAAGCACAAUUUGCGCUUACAGGAAUCACACGUGAAGAAACUCGAUACUAUCACGUAUUGGCAGCUAUCGAUUCCGAAAUUCUCGCAUGUUGCUCGGAUAUUAUCCGCGAUCCGCCUCCUGCCGGACAGUAUACUGCAAUUAAGGACAGGAUCACCAAAGAAUACAGUACGAGUGAACAAAACAGGAUGCAGCAGCUGCUACGUGGAUGCGAGUUGGGUGACCGCAAGCCAUCACAGCUUCUUCGAGAAAUGAGAGACCUUGCUAGAGACGUUAUCACCGACGACAAGGUCAUCAAGUCCCUGUGGAUGCAGCAGCUACCCGAAACUACGCAAGCCGUGCUCAAAGUGACGGAGGACACGCUACAGUUGCCCCAGCUUGCUGAGCAAGCUGACAAGCUCGCUGACGUAACUAGGAGUCGAAUAGCAUCGUCUGCAGUUGCUGCACCACACGACAAAAUGGUUUUUGAUUUGGCAGAACUGCGUGCUGAAAUUGCCGAACUCUCAAGCGAGAUCGCCGCUUUUCGUCAAACUCGGGGUCGAUCCCGUAACCGAAGCGUCAGCAGGCAACAAGGUACCCGAAGCGCCUCCCGCGACCAACAUCCGUAUUGCUAUUACCACCGACGAUUUGGCAGCGCCGCUAAGAAUUGUCGAGAACCCUGCCAGUUCAAACCAAAAAACUGAUUCAGCUGCAAUCGACGACGGGCGAAUGCAGCAGUAUUGGCCAAUCCCGUCUAAUAAUCUACGAUCCGGCAACCAACUACAACUUUCUUAUCGACACCGGAGCAGAUUUGUCGGUUUUACCCUGCUUGCCAAGGCAAAACCAGAAACCAACACAAGGAACGAGUUUGUACGCUGCGAACGGCUCCCGCAUUGCCACCUACGGCACCGAAAUUUGCAAGCCUACUUUCGGCCUGCGCAGGAACUUUCCUUGGCGGUUCAUACUGGCUGAUGUAACAGCUCCUAUCCUGGGCGCGGACUUCCUAAAGUACUA